CCUUUCCAGACACCGUGCUCUCGCCUCUCCUUCCACCCCAGGUCCAUUCACCCUUCUUUGGGCUGGAAAUACACACUGUGUCCGGCAUUUGUGUCCUUAAAAACAACUGAUAAGACGCUUUGUGAAUACGUCAGUGCGGUUGCAUUCCAGUUGUGUUUUAUACGGGGGCUGCAGGAGAGGACUCAACUGCCUCCAAAAUACAUGUUUGACACGAGCCAAUGAGGUGUGAGAGGUGGGGCUAUGGACGACCACAUGACCAGGCUCGCGAUACACCCACAGGAGCCGAAAAUCAUCCUACAUGGAGGAGACGAAGGCUUGGUGGUGGAGCUUCAGGUGUCAUCGUCGAGGGCGGGGUCUGUUGUCGAUGAGAACGAUGUGGCCAAUGAGGAGGUGGAGGACGACGAGAUCGACCAAUUAGUGAUCCAGGACUCCGCUGAGGACCUCGUCCAAUACCAGGAGGAGGAUGAGGAGGUUGCCAUGGAUACGUGUGUGGUCCAGAUGGGGGAGGAUGAUGAGGAUGAUGAUGGGGUUACCGUGGCGAGGGUGGUGGGGGGCGACGGGGAGGAAGAGAGGGAGGGAAGAGAAGAGGAGGAGGACGGCUGUGGAGACUACCUCAUGAUCUCAUUGGAUGAGGCCGGUAAGAUGGUGUCUGGUGAGGGGGAGGAGUCAGCGGUGGUUGCCGGGGGCGAUAAGGGUGAUGGACAGGAGGUCAUCAAGGUCUACAUCUUCAAAGCAGACGAUGCCAACGAGGACAUGGGUGAUGCUGAGGUUGUGGGGGAGGAGGAGUCAGAGACCACAGCUGAUGACUACAUGCCUGUCAACGACAACAACCGCGACGACUCUAAGGAGGUCUACAUGGAGGUGGUGGUUGGCCAAGAGGAUCCUAACGUGGCGGCCGCAGAGCGUUGCUACGACAACUCGACUCUCAACAAGGAGUUCACGCCAGCGACAUGGGCAUCAGCAUACGAGGCGCGUAACGGGGCGGCGAGUGCGUUUCUGCACAUGGAGGACUCGAUGGCCGGAGGGAAGAGCAGACGGAGGUCAGAACCACGACAACAACAAGUGCAGACAGCGAUCAUCAUUGGCCCCUAUGGCCAGCCGCUGACGGUGUAUCCGUGUUUCCUGUGCGGUAAGAAGUUUAAAAGUCGCGGCUUCCUCCGAAGACACCAGAGAACACAACACACAGACCUGCUCACCAAGACGCGCAAGAAGCCUGCUCUCUUCACUCAUCGCCUGCAGCACCACCCCCCCUCCCCCUCCCCCUCCCCGUCCCCCUCGCCCUCCCCGGCCGACCCCCCCUCCCCCGAGCGCCUCUCCCCCCCUCACUCCCCAGAGGAGGUGGACAUCGACUCGCCACCGCCCCCGCUGCUCAAGUGCAAGUACUGCGCCUUCAGGGCCGCCGAGCCCGCAAUACUGCAGAGACACCAGCAGAGUGCGCACCAGCGCACCAGGCACCCACACACAUGCGCCGAGUGUGGUAAGGGUUUCCGGCACCCCUCUGAGCUGCGUAAGCAUGCGCGUACCCACACAGGAGAGCGUCCCUACCAGUGCACACGCUGCAACUACAGGGCCGCCGACGCCUCCAACCUCAAAUCACACAUGAAGACCAAACACGGAGACGCACUCAGGUGUGACCAGUGUGGCGUGACGUUUGGUGACGAGGGCGAGUUGUCUCGUCACGCGUCGUUGUGCCAGGCGGGAGAGGACACGUCAGGUCGGCCGGGCAACGCGUUGUCGGGGGCGAUCGUGGUUCACCAGUGCCCACACUGUGACCAUCGCAGCUCCAACUCCUCAGACCUGAAGAGACACAUCAUAUCCUGUCACACCAAGGAUUACCCCCAUGUAUGCGAGGCGUGUGGUAAAGGAUUCCACCGGCCGUCGGAGCUGCGUAAACACGAGGCUACCCACGGCAUCAACAACAACAACGCCGCCACAGCCAAUAGCAACGCUGGCUUGUCGCCGGGAGCAACCGGCGCCACAAGCCCCUCCCCCUCCUCCGGCGGCGGCUCGGUUACCGGGGCGACGGCUCCGCCUAAGAAGCUCCACCAGUGCCGCCACUGCAGCUUCCGCAUCGCCGACCCCUUCGUGCUCAGCAAGCACAUCCUGUCCGUGCACACCAAGGAGGCUAACGCGCUCGCCGGCGCCACUAACACCGCUAGCAGCAGCGGCAUCCCACCGUCGUCGCCAACUAACAACGGCGGCGUCACGACGCCCCUCUCGUCUCCCGGCAAAGCCUCGGCCAAUAAGAAGUCUCCGUCCUCUGCGUCUAAGAAGGCUGGUGGCGGGGGCAUUGGCGGUCUUGGGGGUGUUGGUGGUGGUGGUGGAGGUGGGGGAGGUGGUGGUGGUGUACCUCGCGAGCGGCGCGUGUACCAGUGUCAGUAUUGUGAGUACAGCACGGGAGACGCGUCGGGCUUCAAGCGUCACGUGAUCUCCAUCCACACUAAAGACUACCCGCACCGCUGCGAACACUGCAGCAAGGGCUUCAGGAGGCCCUCGGAGAAGAACCAGCACAUCGCACGACACCACAAGGACCUGCUGCAGCAGCAGCCGCAACAGCCACCGCCACCGCCACCGGCCGACAUCGACACGGACAUUGUAGAACCCUGAUCAGCUCCGACACACACACGCACACACACACGCACACCGCCAGAGACCAUAAAGACUUGCUACAGCCUAGUUCAUAAGGACGAACAAACACACACACACACACACACACACACACACACACACACACACACACACACACACACA
Engraulis encrasicolus (European anchovy) is the source of this 2751-nucleotide messenger RNA. Its product is annotated as zinc finger Y-chromosomal protein 1. Lineage: Eukaryota; Metazoa; Chordata; Actinopteri; Clupeiformes; Engraulidae. Gene Ontology annotation, cellular component: nucleus; nucleoplasm. The record is from RefSeq and is a predicted model, not a curated record. Gene Ontology annotation, biological process: regulation of transcription by RNA polymerase II. The transcript has 13 exons. Gene Ontology annotation, molecular function: metal ion binding; DNA-binding transcription repressor activity, RNA polymerase II-specific; RNA polymerase II cis-regulatory region sequence-specific DNA binding. Bases 241 to 2607 code for a protein of 788 amino acids.